Penicillium brevicompactum is the source of this 1041-nucleotide messenger RNA. RefSeq lists its product as uncharacterized. The transcript is spliced from 5 exons. Lineage: Eukaryota; Fungi; Ascomycota; Eurotiomycetes; Eurotiales; Aspergillaceae. The coding region runs from base 1 to 1041 and encodes 346 amino acids. The record is from RefSeq and is a predicted model, not a curated record.
AUGGAACUUUUUACCACCAAAAGGCUCUACGAACAGACAUGUGAUGUAACCCCACUUAAGGGCCCUCCAAUGAUCAAUGGCUCAACUCUUGUCCCCAUGAUCCUUUCCACAUUCUUCUUCUUUGCAAGAAUCAUUGCCAAGAGCAGUGGGCUUGCGGGAGGAUGGGGGUGGGAUGAUUAUACUAUCAUCGUUUCCUAUAUCCUGGGAUUGGCAAUCUACAUUCUCAAUAUCUACAUGAUCCGUUGUGGAUUUGGCCGAAACAUUUGGGAUGUUGUGCCCUUCGACACCAUCACCAAGUUCUACAAGCUAUUCCAAGCCCUUGCCGUGAUGUACAAGAUCCAGAUCUCUCUCGCCAAAAUCUCCGUCUGUCUCUUCCUGCUGCGCAUCUUCCAGUCUCGCACCUUCCGCUACAUCGCCUACGCACUAAUCGGUAUGAAUGCGGCUAUCGGUAUCACCUGGGCUCUGGUAGACUCGUUCCGUUGCUUGCCGACUCGUCUCACAUGGCUGGGAUGGAAGAACGAGGAGUCGGGCCAGUGCAUCAACUUCAUCAACUCCAUUCUUGUCAACUGUCUGGCGAACAUCUUCGUCGAUUCCGUCUUGAUCAUCAUGCCGGUUUUUGAAGUUGCGAAGUUGCAGCUGCCUCUGCGGAAGAAGCUGACUGUGGCACUGAUGUUUGCUGUGGGAUCUGUUCUCACUAUCAUCGCCAUUAUCCGAGUCGUCGUCUUCUGGAACAAUCGUUGGGGCUACAACCAAACCCUCGGCCUAUACCCUCUCAUUUACUGGAGUGUCAUCGAGUGCCAAAUCUCGGUCAUGUGCGCUUGUUUACCAGCAUUCAGAGCUCUUGUCGGUCGCUGGCUUCCGGGAGUCUUGGGAGGCACCGGGCGCCGAACAUAUGCCACAGGAGGAGCGGAAUACUAUCACAGAUCAGGCGGCCAAAGCAACAUCAACAAGUCAGUCACCUACGAGGUCAACUAUACCGCACGAUCGGAGACAAACAGUGACGUGGAGCUGGUGGAUAUGGAUGGAAAGCAUCGUCGGUGA